Molecule: messenger RNA, 1533 nt
Organism: Fusarium venenatum
Lineage: Eukaryota; Fungi; Ascomycota; Sordariomycetes; Hypocreales; Nectriaceae
Source: RefSeq, a predicted model, not a curated record
AUGGUCAAUCCAGGACAACCGAGUCGUGGUUGUGCCAUAUGUAAGAAACGAAAAAUCAAAUGCGAUCAGUUGACGCCAACAUGCACGCAAUGCAAGAAAGCGGGAUGGGCGUGCCCAGGUCCAUCCAAUCCCGGGGCCUUUUUUCGCCAUCAAACUACCACGGAUAUAGCACGAAAGAAUGGUGGAAGUAAUGAGUCUGUUGCAGUGACACCGAUGGGUGGAAGGUCCAGGGAACCCGAGACCUGGAAGCGACCUUUGUCUUAUCCAGCAAGAGACAGAGCUACGACCUUUUUCAUGAGACAGUACAUUUUUGACACAAUAUCUGAGAACGGCUCGUUUCCACUCAGAGAUAAUCAUGAAUAUCUGCCAAUAUUGAUCCGAAAAGAAGAGUCUCCAUUUGGGUUACUCAGUACUGUUCUGGCAGCGGCUGGAUAUGCUGCCCUUUCUAACGCUGGAAAUGUUGCAGAGUGGCGCUCAGAGUCAUUCCGGCUCUAUCAAAUUGCAAUUGUCCAGAUGCAACACGCUCUUCAAGAUCCGGUUCAAAGAGUUUCGGAUGAGACACUUGGAGCAGUUCUGUUGAUGGGAACUUUUGAGACAAUUGCAUUUCCAGACUCAACCUCAAUGAAGGCCUUUAGUCAACAUAUUAUUGCGGCGGCCCGAUGCAUUGAGAUGCGUGGCCCAGAACAAUUUCGAACGGCGGCCGGUGUGAAGCUGUUCAUGCAGAUGCGGCGCAACAUGAUUACCACGUGCCAUCAACUCCAAGAACCCUUCCCUUUCGAAGUGUCAAAAUGGUCACUAUGGGCUGAACCGUACCAGCCUGAAGCGUUUAUUCCUGUAAACAAACUUUCGCAGAUUAAUGAAGCUCUGGCUAGUGCUCGAGCCGAGCUGAAAUAUCAAGGUAUCACCGACCCUGAGGUUAUCUCCAAACGUCUCCUUCCGUUUGACAUUAUGAUGGGACAAUGGGCAGAGGAGCUGCCACCUAUCUGGGAGUACAAAUCAUAUCGAUCUAUCGGACCCAAUGGGGUUCCUUCGAGUAGAUAUGAUCUCCAAUACGACAUCUAUAAUGAUCCUUGGAUUGCUUGCAUAUGGAACUCUUACCGCAAUGCGCGAAUGCUCAUCCACGAGUCGAUCAUUGUAGCCACACUUAAGUAUGGCAGUCAAGAACAAAAGGAAUCUUUACAAUGUUCCUUCAAAAUGCUGAAGAGUAUGGCGGAUGGGAUUUGCCACAGUGCUGCAUAUCACUUAGGGCACCAACACCAUGAUGAUAUAAUACGUCUUCCAAAAGUCAUGCGUGAGGAGGAUAAACCAGCAGCAGGAGGUUUUCUACUCCUCUGGCCAUUGUUCUUUGCCGCUAUUCAGAGGACCUCUUGUACAGAUCAAAGACUAUGGGCGGCAGGAAUAAUCCGUCAAGUAGGUAAACAAAUGGGGUUGCAGGUGGCGUUGUCAAUGGCCGAUUUGCUUCAAAAGGAUAUGCAGGAGUUUGCGUUUUCGAAUGAAGACACCUUUUUACUCGGAGAAUGGCACCCAAAUUGA